AUGGUGGCCGUGGCGCAAGUCGUUCCAGGAUUAAUCAUGAGCAGCAUCAGCCUUGCUCUAAACUUCACAUCGAAGAUCUUGAACAACAACGCUAACGACCCCGACGUGUGCACGACCAUCGAGGCGCUGGUUCGCAGCAAGGGUUACCCGUUCGAGACGCACGAGAUAGCCACGGAGGACGGCUACCUUCUGCAGAUGCACCGGAUACCCCACGGUAGGGAUGGACACUGCGGUGCUAACGAGACGGGCAUGGCGUGCUGCGAGCGAGGACCCGUGUUCGUCAUGACAGGCCUAUUAGCGGACUCGGCCUCCAUGGUGCUCGACUUCCCCAAGCAGUCUCUUGACGCUCCUUUGCCCGCUACUGCGUCCUCUUUAGACAGCUCCACUGAUGCCGACUUUGACAAGAUUAUCGUGCCAGACUUCGUUCCAGCACAGGCAGCUGAUCUCCGGCAUACCUUGUCAUACUUCAGGGACAUCUUCGACUUCGGCGACAGCCCUUUAGAUUUCACGGACAUACGUAUUGAACAACUCAGUGAAGCCAAUUUGCGGUCUACCACACGCCGUCCAGCUUCUGACCCCUCGGAUCCUUCCCUUUGCUUGUUCACGCCUAAUGACGGAAUACUCUAUCAGUGCAACAAAAAUACCGAAGGCCCGGAACUUCUUCUGGUUCUUCUGCAACGCUCCGUCCCACUGUGCUCGAACAACUUCAUGAUGCCCCAGCUGCUGGACAUCUCGGAGCAGCCCGCAAGAUACGUUUUGGCUGACAAUGGAUACGAUGUGUGGCUAGGAAACGUCCGCGGGACCACCUACGGGAAAAAGCACAAGAAGUGGGACGUCAAAUCCAAAAAGUUUUGGAAUUUUUCAUUUCACGAGCACGCCAUCUUUGACGUCCCAGCCCACAUCGACUACAUUCUGAGGGAGGCAAAGCGCAAAGAUCUGCUCUACAUCGGCAUGUCUCAGGGCACCCUCACGUUCUUCACCAUGCUGGCCGAAAAACCAUGGUACAAUGACAGGAUCAAAGCUUUCGCUGGGUUGGCACCGUUCUACAAGUUGGGACACCUAAAAGUACCGCCGUUAGCUGCGUUUUCACCUUAUGCCGAAGCACCAUUGCGACUGGCCCACGCCGCGGGAAGCUAUGAGGUGCUGCCUCAGGGAAUGCCGAUAGCAGGCUUCGUGCGUCACUUCUGCGGAUACGCGACGCGGGGCAUUUGCUCCUUACUCGCCGACAACUUUGCCAAUUUCGGAAGCAGGUACAUUAACGAGUCCAGAAUACCAGUCUACUUAUGUCACCUGUCGGCUGGAACGUCUAUGAAGAAUAUCAUUCACUUCGACCAGCUUGUGAAAUCACAGAAGUUUCAAAAGUUUGACUAUGGGCCGUUUUAUAACAACGAUUACUACGGAAAGCGGAGUGUUCCAGAGUACGAGCUGUCCAACGUAAAGACUGACCUUGGAAUCUUCUGGAGCGCCGGUGACGAGUUCGUGCCCCCUGAAGAUGUUCGUGAGCUUCUCAAGUCGCUGCAAGGAAACGUGAAGAUCAACCACUACAUAGACGACCCCUUCUACACGCACAUUCACUUCCUCGUGUCGACGACGAACGGAGUAUACCUUCACAAGGAACUGCUAGCUUUUCUGAGACGCUACGAUGACAAGGGAGAACUUUGUCCUGCUGCUUAGGGAAUGCCCUCACGAGAGCUGUAGCAGCCCGCAUUGGAUGUCCAACACAUUCUGCACAAUAAUGCAGUGGACCAUCGCCGAGAGGGAAUUCAUGGAAUAAUGCAUCUCGUAGACGUGAACGGUUAUCAACAAACAAUUCGUGGCUAAAUAAAUGCUUUCAGAGUAGUGUUAA
Messenger RNA from Rhipicephalus microplus (southern cattle tick), 1846 nucleotides. Its product is annotated as lipase 3. The record is from RefSeq and is a predicted model, not a curated record. NCBI's taxonomy places the organism in Eukaryota, Metazoa, Arthropoda, Arachnida, Ixodida, Ixodidae. Gene Ontology annotation, molecular function: hydrolase activity, acting on ester bonds.